AGAAAAGUAUUCUAGAAACGCGUGGAAAAAUGCCAAAAAUUCCGCGACGCAACAACGAUGCGAGUUCGUUGUCCAGCUCGCACGUCUAUGCUGGGAGCCGCGGAGAAUUUUCGCCUCCUCCCUCUCGAAUUCCAUGGAUGAAAUGGCAAGAGAUAAUAGAGGACGAAUGUGUCAGCCAUAUCAUUGGCUCCAUACGCGAAGAAAUAAUCCGAUCGGCCGAGGAUGCGAUUUACGAAGGUUAUUUGCGGAGAAAGGUCUAUGGUUUCGUUGUUAAUUGCGCUCACGAGGCUUGGAUGCGCGCGUUUCAGUGGGCGCAUCUGCCAUACGACGAUGAAGGAAUACCAGACGAUUGGUCACCGGAUGAUGAGACACCCUCACCGGUUGCUAAGAGUGCUCGAGUAUCGCGAGUCCCAACGAUAUACGGACGAUACGAAAAAUUAAUUACAAUUCAAAAAUCGUCGAGUUAUUGCAAGGCCCCUUGCGCGAAAGGUGCAUCGCGCCGUAAAAACGAACGGAUUAAGUAACACAAAGAUCGGUACGGAUCCGUAAUUAAUAACUGUGUGAUAUUUUAAUUAAAAGAGAAAAUAGAUUUACAUAGAGAUUUUACGAUUACAAUAUACGUAUUCUGUUGCUAAAAAGAGAUAAAUUCAAUCCAGAGAAGCGCUUGUAUUUUUUUUAUAUAUAGUUUGUAGAAAAUCAUCGGUUUGAGCAAUAAAGUAGAAAUAGUAAUGAAAAGUAACGGAAAUGCCAAUAAACUGCUCGCAACUAUUUUGUAAGUAAUAAAUAAGAUGUAUAUGCAUAUAAUUAUUUAUUUAUUAUAAACGAUAUUAUAACUUUGAAUUAUAAAUUAUUGUAAUCAUGAGAGAGAUAAUGGCUUCAAAAUAUUUAAUAUCUAGCGCAUAAUUCACGACGCAAAAUAACAAAUUAUGAAAUGAAAUCAUGAGAAUUGUCAUAACGAAACAAAUGUUGAAAAUAGUUUAUGCAAAUCGCAAUUGCGCUCACGCGAAAUGAUAAAGGCUCCCAUGUUUUUCGCAAUUCCCAACACUUUCCCGAACAUUGUUGCAUGCGAUUACUCAUGCGAAUGUAAAAGUAAUAAU
Molecule: messenger RNA, 1097 nt
Organism: Cataglyphis hispanica
Lineage: Eukaryota; Metazoa; Arthropoda; Insecta; Hymenoptera; Formicidae
Exons: 2
Coding region: 30-524 (164 amino acids)
Source: RefSeq, a predicted model, not a curated record